Acanthopagrus latus (yellowfin seabream) is the source of this 1809-nucleotide messenger RNA. It is a transcript of the gene mtfr2, whose product is annotated as mitochondrial fission regulator 2. NCBI's taxonomy places the organism in Eukaryota, Metazoa, Chordata, Actinopteri, Spariformes, Sparidae. The record is from RefSeq and is a predicted model, not a curated record. The transcript has 8 exons. The coding region runs from base 265 to 1290 and encodes 341 amino acids. Gene Ontology annotation, cellular component: mitochondrion. Gene Ontology annotation, biological process: mitochondrial fission; aerobic respiration.
UUUAUUUGACUGUAACGAUUUGGACUCGUGCUCAGAAGGAAGCUGCAAGUUCUUACUGUUUAUCUGCAGUAACAGUUCAUGUUAGUAGUUAUUAUGAAUGUCUCAGACAAAUGUAGCUCUUAAAAUACGUUUCGACACGGAAACGAGUACGGUGUAAAGUAUGUGACUUAGUGGCAUCCAUUCCUUGUUGACCUCUUGUGAAGUCAGUCAGCUGAAAGAGGAGCUCAGCAGUCGUCAGCUGGCAAAAAGAAAAAAGUCCUUCCAAUGUCUCUAUUAGAGGAUGUCCUGGAUGUGCUGCGCAUCGUCCUGGAGUACUUUGGAGUGUCUCCAGAUAUGCUGGUUCCAGUGUGGGACAGUCAGCUGUGCGGUCAGUAUCGCAGCAUUGUGAGGAUGAUUGGGACCAACCUCCCACUGGCACCUCAACCUCGUGUCCACUUUCAGGUCCCUCUGCUUGCCUACAAGCCCCAUGGUUGUGUCGACGUCCCCGCGGACACACCAGCCAUUCCCUCAUUCGCUGACGUACUCUGGGUGUUUGAGGAUGAGGGGGAAAGCUUUGCCAAGACCAGGAACCAUUUGCCUCCACAGAAGCAAAGUACUGUAAAUCGGGAUGUGGUGAGAUACCCAGGACCGGCCCUGAAUCAAGCCCAGAGAGGAGGCAGAUCUGUACGGCAGGCGACCGAUCCAGAUGCCCUGAAGAAGAUCACACUAUUGGAAAAUGAGCUGCUCAAACUGCGAGCUCAGAUAGCCAUGAUUGUUACUGCUGCUCCGGCUCCAGGUCUGAUCGAGUCCCAGAAUGCACCCGGCACGCCUCUAAUAUCUCCUCCAGCUCUUACCUCCACACCUCGCUGUGGUGCUCCUCCACCACCACCUCCACCUCCACCUCCACCUCCUCCUCCUCCUUGUCCAAACUCCUCCAAUGAGAAUGCUUCUGUAUCAGAGCUGAUCCGUCAGCGCAGGAAGAACGAGAAAGGCUUUGAGUCUGGCUUGGAAGUUAAAGGGAUUCCUUCCAUGCUGGAUGUUCUUAAGGACUUAAAUCAAGUUAAAUUACGUUCCGUGGAGAGAUCACCAGGAGGCACACCAGUCACAAGGAGACGCAGUAAGGGAGGUGCAGCAUCUCUCAGUGACCCAGCUGCUCUUAUUGCUGAAGCACUAAAGAGAAAGUUUGCCCAGCAUCGUCACAACAAUUCCUCUGAUAAAGAGAAUUCACUGGAACUGUCACCUUUCGGCAGUCCUGAAUCACCCAAGAUUCCUCUUCAUAUCAGACGAAGUCGGGGACGCCUCCACCUCUGAUCCUGUUGAAUAGUAACUUCUCAGCCCAAAAUUUCAAAAUUCAGAUGUCUGAUUUACAGUCCCAACUGCAGCUCCCCCAGAUGUGCCUCACAAACUGAUUACAAUUGCAGCUACUGACUCACAGUUCAUUUUUUAUUUUUGUCUGUCCUUUUGUUUGUGAAAGAGAGUUUGUCUCACAAUGAGUGUCUAUGUUGGGAGGCUUGAAUGUGUGUUUUUGUCAGAGCUAUUGCUGUGAACAUGGUGUUUGGUACAGUUAUUGUUUUUGUCCAUUUGAGUCUUAUGUUUCCAGUGUUAUUAAUACAGUAGUGAAAUCUUUUUAAAGGACAUAAUGUGUAUAAGCAGGUAGGCACUGUAGCCUCUAGCUACAGCUUAAUGCCUCUAAAGUCACUUUUUGAGGCCUUAAUUCUUACCUCAACCCAGAUUAUGAUGAAUAAUGGAUAUUGAGAUUCACACUGCUCUAUUCUAUGCAACUGCUGUUUCAAAGGAUUUUGUUUUUAUUAAAAUGCACUGAUCAACUUU